AUGGAGGCGCAGGGUUUAGGGGUGGAGACGGCGGCGCGGCUCCCGCGGGGAACCGCGGCGGCUGCGGAGCUGGCGUCUUCGGCGGAGAAAGACCCGUCGGUGGUUGUCCUACCUCCCUGUGACUCGCCGCGGAAGGGGUCACGGAGUCUCCUUCCGUCGGAGAAGGGCGACGACGAGCACGAGGCGUGGCGCCACCGCGACAGCGCGUCCUCGCUCUGCACACAGGCUUCCCAGGGCGAUGUUCGGAAGAGGCGCUCCAGUCGGCGCCUGUCCGACGAGCCGCUCUCCCUCCACUCGAUCUCGUCCCUCUCCACGAUCGGCUCCCUGGAUAGUCACCGCCUGAGCGCCCUCGAGGCUCAGGCCUCGCUCUUGCUCGCACACAUCGCAGAAACCCGCGACGAAAAGGCCGCCCCGUGUAGCUCCGCCAAGACCGCGGAGGCCCCCCCCGCGGCGCGGCGAGAAGAGGGCGAACCAGACGACCAGGGCGCGAAGCGCCAAGACGCCCCCCUAGACGGGCGGGAAGAUCGGGCGGCUGAGCAAGCAGGAUCACCGCCGUCCUCUUCGUCCUCUACGGUGGUUUCGCCGCAUCUGGAUCAAAACGUCGUGCGGGAGUGGGAGAAAGAGCGAGGCCUCGCUCACGCGCCAGCCAUCUCCAUUCCGCCAUCGGCUCUGCCCCUGGAGGAGGAAGAAAAGACGAAACAAGAGGGCACUCAGGAGCAUUGGGAGAGUGCGCGGGCGUCGCUCUCCCUCUCUUUCACGUCAUGCGAUCGCGAAGAAGCCAGUGCGGCCGCGUCCUCUCCUGCGACGGAUGUCCCGCUGUCGUUCAGUCUCCACAGUUCCGAGGAGACUCCCCAGGCGCCGUCCUACUCGUCGUCGUUCUCCCCGUUCUCUUCACCUGCCUCGUGUCCCUUUUCUUCGUCUGCGGCGCCCGCCGCGCUCUCGGAGCUGCCGGCGUGCAGCUCGCAGAGCGGCGCCGAGCACGCUUUCCCGGCGGAGUGGCUCAAGGGCGAGAGAGGCGUGAAGUCCCUGCGGCGGCCGCAGCUGCUCGCUGGCGACGCGGCCUUGGAGGCCUCCGCGGGCGUGCGCGGAGGCGGCGAGCGAGCGGAGAGUGUGAGAAACGAGCACGCCGCCUCAGAGGGAGAAGGCCCGCGCGAGGGCGACCGUCUCCCUGAGUCGGUUCUUCGCGCGGCAGCGGCGCCGUCGCGCCCCGUCGCUGCGAGCCAGCCCGCGACGCUGCUGACGUCCAUCGCCGCAAGGAACGACGCCGAGUUGCAGAGAGACGAGGCGUUCCUGAGCAAGGCGCUGUCGCUGCUCCCGCAGGGCUUGGGCCUCGGCGACAAGGAGAGCUCGGUGCUGCUCGACGUUCUGGUUGCUUUGGGCUUGGAGAGAGAGGAGGAGCGCGGGGAGGCGGGUGCGGGCGAGUCGCGGCGGGCAGCCGCGCCCGGCGCGCGCCGCGAGCGAGCGAAGAAGGGAAAGGGCGGUCUGGGUGACCGGGGAGUUGGCGAGGAGGAAAGGGUUCAGGAGGGCGACAACAAUCACCACGGUGAGAAGGGACCGCGCGCAGACGAGUCUGCCGCUCUCGAGGGCGAAGGGAAGCCGAGGCGCGACGCGGCGGCGGCGGGGCUUUCUCCCUCGCUCCACGACAUCAUGUCGUCGUCCUUGGCUUCCUCCUCGCUUUCUGCGUCGUCGGCGGCCUCGCCCCCGCCUGGAGCUUUCUCUCUCUCUGCCCCCGGCGCGGGCUCGUCUGCGUACUACGGCGGCGUGCCGUUUCCUGUAACCGUGCAGCCGCCAGGGCUCGAACUCAACAGGAGCGACGCGUCUCUAGUGUGGAGGUCAGACUCUCUGGUGUCUCCGUACCUGCCUUAUGCCUCGCUCUUCCCCGGCGGCACGUCUGCGGCGGCCAGCUGGGACGCUGCGGGCCUCUCCGCGUCGCCGCGGCAAGACGCCCGACGGGAUGCAGCUGGGGCGGCCGCUUCGCCUGGCGUGCUCCUGAACGAAGACGACAUUUCUUCGCUGCUGGAGCACCUCCUCGCGACGACGGAGCGCCAGAGGCGCGACGCCACCCCGCAGCAGUCCGAUGCGGCGCUUCUAGAGCGGCUGCUGCUCGACAGGGACAGUCCCUUCGCCCCACACGCGCCGCCGUCCCCGCACGUCAGCCGAGCCGCGGCACAUGCCGCGCCUCUCCCUGAGGUGGCGCGGUGUUCAGGCGCGCCUGGGGCGAAGGGCGGCGCGAGUUUCGAAGGCAGUUCCGCGGCGCGCCAUCAUUCGGAUCUCUCCUUCCUCUUGUCGCCCGGCGGGGAGUUUGAGAAAACGAGGCUUCUUCAGCAAGCUGCGGCGCAAGAUAUCGCGUCGCUUCUCCAAGCGAACGCGCUGUUGGCGCCGUUGCGUUCUCCCGGGGCCUGCGGUCAGAGGGCGCAGCGCGCGAGUCUGCUGGGGACACAGUGCCACCUCUCGUCGCUUUUCCCGCGCCGUCUCGCUUCGCAUCCGACUCCCGCUUCCCACGUCAACAGCGUCGCUUCGUGCGACGAAGGCAGUCUCGAGGGCGCGCGAGGCGCCGCACAGGUUGCGGGUGACAAUCGAGGGGGCGGGUCGCCCUUGCCCGGAGUUCCAGGCGCAAGCGUGUCCUCCUCUCUCCUGGCCUCUUCGGUCGCGUCUGGUCCGUCGGCGCUGAAUUUCCUCUGCUCAGAGGCCUCCGCACAGGCACGUGCAGGUGCUCGCGGGGCGCGAGGCGUCGCCACAGGUGUGGUAUCAGCGCCUUCGCCGACAGCGGUGUCAGUCGCGGGCGUCGGCGCGGAGUCGAGACGCGGCAAGAAGAAGCGAGAGGGUCGUCGCGGAAGGGGCCUGGCUGCGGCUGUCGAGAACUUGGACGCCGCAACGGCGCCGCUUCCUCCGUCGUGCAGCGCGGCUCUGCGGAGCUUCCGCCUGGGCACCCUCCAGCCCUUCACGUUGCGCGAUGUCGGCGACAAUGCGCUCGAGUUCUCGAAGGACCCGUUCGGGUCGGCCUUCCUCCAGGAGCAACUGGAGGUCUGCUCUCUCGGGGAGCGCGUCCCGAUUCUUCUGCAGCUGCUGCCCCACGUGUUGGACCUCACAGCCGACCAGCAUGGAAACUACGUCCUCCAAAAAUUCCUAGAGAAAGGCACGGACAAAGAAAAGGAGUGGCUCGCGGCACAGCUGGUAGGCCACGUGUUCCGCCUCUCGCUGGAAGUCUACGGCUGCCGGGUGAUUCAGCGGGCGCUCGAGUUCCUCGCGGUGCCCGCUCAACUGCGGCUCGUCGCAGAGCUAAAGGACCACGUAGUCACCUGCGUCGAGGAUCAGCACGGCAACCACGUCAUUCAGAAGUGCGCGGAGCGCCUUCCGUCGCCCUCAGUUCAGUUCAUCAUCGACGCCUUCAAAGGCCAGGAGGCGCGCAUGAGCGUUCACUCCUACGGCUGCCGCGUCAUUCAGCGUCUCCUUGAGGCCUGCCCGGUCUCUCAAACGGCUCCUCUCAUCGACGCGGUCAUCGCGGAGCUGCGCAUGCUGAUUCGCGACCAGUUCGGUAAUUACGUGGUUCAGCACAUCCUCGAGUUCGGCCGAGAGUCUGACAAAAUGAAAAUCAUCGAUUUGAUGUGCGAAGACAUAAUUCCUCUGUCGACCGAGAAAUACGCGUGCAACGUCGUGGAACGGGCUCUCACACUCGACGCCAUGGGGCGGGCGCGCCGCGGAAUCAUCAGUGCGGCCCUCGGACAUGAAAUGGUAGGACAGCCUUUGAAGAGGAUGAUGCUGGAUCGCUACGGCAACUACGUCGUUCAGAGAAUGAUGGAGGUGGCCCCGGACGACCUGAGGCCGUCGCUGUUGCAGCUGCUGCGUGAGCACGUCGACGUGCUGAAGAGAUUCACAUACGGCAAGCACAUCGUGACGGCUCUGGAGCGUCUCGACGGCGCCAGCGGCGUCUCGGGAGAUCCGUCCGCGAAUCCUUCCCCGUCGUCGCCGCUGCCUUCGUACGCAGCAGGCGCCGCCGGAAGCUCAAAGUCCGGGGCGCGCGGCGACGCGGCGAGCUUGCGGGCGUCUCGUCAGUCUCCGCGUGUGACUCGCAGCGUCUCUGCCACGCUCGUCCACGCGCCAGGCCCAGUGGCGCAGCUGUUUAGCUCUGUGUCGUUUUCGGGUGCGCCGAUGCCGCACGCGCGCGGGGGGAACCUUCGCGGCGCAGGGCUUUCGGGGCGUUCCGGCGGGGCUGCGGCCUCCGCGGCGCAGUCUGGCACGCCGUCGGCUCUGCCGGCGCACGCGCCGCUCGCUGCGGGAGGCGGUGGUGCGUACGCGGCGCAGGGCCGAAGCGAGGGGCCUUCGGACGCUACAGAGGCCCGUGACGCGGGCAGGCGGUUCGGGUCCGGUCAGGCGAAGCAGGGAAGCAGCGAGAACGGGGCGCGGGGCGGUCGCGGAGAAAGAGAAGAGAAACUCUGUGACCGCGCACGCCAGGAGAAGUCUGCAGCAGGGGACGAGGCGGGCGCGUCCGAGCCGAGUCUGGGUGCGGGCGACGCGCGCGGAGGGAAGGCAGCGGCUGCGAAGGCUGGUAAGGAGGUCGAGAGUGGAGGCGCGGGCAAGGGCCGCAGGGCGGAGCGCGGCCGAGGGGGCGAGGAGUCUUUCGGGCGCAUGGUGGCGCAGCUCGAGAGGCGAGGCGGCGCCGGUCCAGGCCUAGAGAAGUCGGGGCGUCGGCUAGACGCCGCCGACAAGUUGCUCCACAGAGGCCACACCUUCGCCGCCGGGAGUAGCGCCGCCGACGCGAUGCGGGUCGCCCUACGUGAAGAUGUGCCCCGUGCGAGGGAGAGAAGUGGCGGCAUGGCCUCCAAGGCGAAGCGUGACGAGGACGCGCAGAGCUCGCAGACUGCGUUGAGCCAGGCGUCUGCUUUGGCAGCUCUGCAGCGGUAUUUCCUGGCGUCUCUGUCUCCUUCGGGUGCCCCUCUCGACUCGUCGUCCAUGUUGUCGUCUCUUCCAGCGGACAGCACUUUUGAAGCCAGCCGCACACAGCCUCACCACUCGACGUUCGCGGCCCUGGCGUCCUCGAGCUUCGGUCCCAGCGCCUCUGCGGGACCGCAGUUUCCGAACUGCCGCGCCCCGCAGGGCGCUAGUGCCCAGGCGUCUGGCAGCCAUGUUUCCCAGCGCGUCGCCACUUUCUCAAAUGACGGCUCCUCUGUGGCCGUGGGCGCGGCGGCCGACGGCAGUGUGCGCGGCGCGGGCUCCAGCGGCGCGGUCGGGCCUUGCCGCAGGAACCAGCGGACGCCGAGUGCGAGCUUUUCGCGCAGCGGCGUGCCCUUCGGGGUUCCCCGUGAGGAGGGCGCCGCAGGAGCGCCUGCGUGGAGGAGGGACGGUGAGGCUAGCGAGGCGGGGUCGGAAGACGCGGGCAGCGCACGCUCGAGCGCCGCCGGCGCCCUCGCGGCUGAGGCCAUCCGCGAGGACAAGGCGGCGGGCAGAGAGAGUGACGGGGGGGUGGGGCGAUGCAGCGGCGCAGGCAGCAUGCUGCCACUCACGCCUGAGAUGAUGAAUGAGGUGCUCAAAGUCUUCCACCACUACCGCCAGCAAACGCAGAGCCCAGAGGAUCCCUUCGCCGCCUGGGGCCUCUCUGAGCGCGGCGGAUGGGACGCUGGGGACGGUGAGGCUCCCGCGGGGGCUCCGCCGUCCUGA
Molecule: messenger RNA, 5655 nt
Organism: Besnoitia besnoiti
Lineage: Eukaryota; Apicomplexa; Conoidasida; Eucoccidiorida; Sarcocystidae
Product: Pumilio-family RNA binding repeat-containing protein
Exons: 11
Coding region: 1-5655 (1884 amino acids)
Biological process (GO): post-transcriptional regulation of gene expression
Cellular component (GO): cytoplasm
Molecular function (GO): mRNA binding
Source: RefSeq, a predicted model, not a curated record